AAUUUUACUUUUUAGCGCCUUGAAUUCUUUUGGCACUUCUUUUUGCUAUGGGGAAUUUUAGAUUCAUAAUCUGCCCUUGCAGAGGGGGCUGCCUACAGAGCCGCUCACUUGAAUUUCUUGUUUUUGUUAUCUGGGGUCUUGUAGCCUGGUGUACAUUUCCUAUUUAAGAAGUAAAAUGGGAAUUUGCCUUCAGGGAAGACAUAAACUCGAGAACUGACAUUUGUUGAUAUCAUAUUAUCAUGGUUAUGAAAACUGAAACCAGUUCUACUUGGUUAUGUUAAUAUGUUCUGAAAAUCUGAGUAGUCAUUUUCAGCAGUCGGUUAUUCUGCAUUGAUCUCCGUUUUAUAAUACUGGUAAAUAUUUAUGUUAUUUCUUCUAGAAUUUAUAGGUUUUGCUUGUCUCCAACCACUUUGAAAUUAUGUUGUGAUGGAGACCUCGUACCUCUUUGUUUUGUUUAAUUGCGCAAUUUACCUUUGAUCAUCUUUGUUAGUAAAACUCUCAAUAAUAUGACAGAGGUUAGAGCGUCUUGCUUACCAUCCACUACAAAAAUUUUGUGGAAUUUUUUGUACCCAAUUUUGUGAAUGAAAUAUUUUCCCAGUAAAAUUUACUAGCAAAUAGGAGUUCCCUAAUCCUUGUGCUAUAUUUCUAGCAGUAGGAGAAGGAUGGUGGCUGGUGGUGGCAGUGAAGGCGUGGUGAAAACAGUGCGUUAUGGAUGCAACAAGAGCAGUUUCUUUCCUGAAGAAUCAUUUAAAAGCUGGGGGAAUUAUGGCAGGGCAUUAAGGAACACAAAAUCGCGGCUUACUGAUCGACUAUUGACACGAUCCACUGAUGAGUCAGAGCUACACGAAAUGCGUGCUAGGAGCCAGAAUGAGAUGACUAAAUCCUUAAACUGGUUUGAUAUAAUGUGGUUUGGUGUUGGGUCUGUUUUGGGAGCUGGAGUUUUUGUUCUCACUGGACAAGCUGCUCGGGAUUAUGCUGGACCUGCUGUCAUAAUCUCAUACCUCAUUUCCGGUUUGUCUGCUCUGCUUUCUGUCCUUUGUUAUACUGAAUUUUCUGUGGAACUUCCUGUUGCUGGAGGCUCAUUUGCGUAUUUAAGAGUAGAGCUUGGCGAUUUUAUUGCUUUUCUGGCCGCUGGAAAUAUACUUUUUGAGUAUAUUGUAUCUGGGGCAAGUGUGGCACGCUCAUGGACCUCAUAUUUUGCAACAUUGUGUAACCAUAAACCUGAAGAUUUCCGCAUAAUUGUUCCAGUUCUAGCUCAUGGAUUCAACGAAUUAGAUCCCAUUGCAGUUAUAUUAUCAAUUGCCAUCUGCGUUGGUGCGUGUAUGAGCAUCAAGGGUUCAUCAAAGUUCAAUUCGUUUGUAUCUAUAGCCCAUAUUCUGGUCAUGGUAUUUAUCCUUAUAGCAGGCCUUACUAAAGCUGAUACUUCUAAUUUCCAACCCCUUGCACCUUUUGGAAUGGAUGGUGUUUUGAGAGCUUCAGCAAUGCUAUUCUUCGCAUAUGUGGGAUUUGAUGGCGUUUCUACGUUGGGAGAGGAGAUCAAGAAUCCAGGUCGUGACAUACCUAUCGGCCUCAUAGGUUCGAUGAUUAUCAUUAUAACAACUUAUUGCCUUUUGGGAGCCACAUUAUGCCUCAUGCAGCCAUACAGUCAGAUUGAUGUGGAUGCACCAUUCUCAAUUGCCUUUGAAGCAGUUGGAAUGAACUGGGCGAAAUAUGUAGUGGCCUUUGGCGCACUGAAGGGAAUGACAACAGUAGUGCUUUCUAUUAUCAUUGCUCAGGCGAGAUAUUUCACUCAUAUUGCACGAACCCAUAUGGCUCCCCCGUUUUUAGCUGUGAUUAAUGAGAAAACUAAGACACCGGUGAAUGCCACUGUUAUAAUGACUAUUGCAAACUGCAUUGUUGCUUUGUUCACUGGCCUUGAUAUCUUGGCAAACCUUCUCUCAAUCUCCACACUUUUUCUAUUCUCACUAGUUUCCAUCGCAUUAAUAGUUAGGAGGUACUAUGUUUCUGGAGAGACAACCAACUCAGAUCGUAACAGGCUGAUUGGAUUCUUGACUAUGAUCAUAUUAUCUUCAGUAGGCUUAGCUGUUGUCUGGGUACAUAGCAAGAAUGUUGUGGGAUACAUAGUGCUGAUUGCUCUUUGGUUCAUUGCUACUCUUGGGCUGAAACUUACAGUAAAAGAAGCAAGGAAACCAAAAUUAUGGGGUGUUCCAUGGAUGCCAUGGUUGCCAUCUGCUAGCGUUGCGAUCAACGUAUUCAUUAUGGGUUCAAUUGAUGGUCCCUCUUUUAUCAGAUUUUCAGUCUGGACGGCAGGUUUGUUAGUCUACUACUUAUUUGUUGGAUUACAUGCUUCAUACGAUGCCGCGAGAGAAACUAAGGAAAAAUUUGAUGCAGAACAAGUUGAAGCUGUAACCAAAGGUUGAAGUUAUGUGUAGCAAAUGUUUGUCUCAAAUGGAGCUAUGCUCAAGGCUUAGUCAAGUUUAUCAUGGAAAGAGCUUCAUUUGUUUGCUUUUCAGUUUCUAAAUUGUGCUGUACUGUUGCUAUUUGAACUGCCACAAACAACCUGUUCAGCUAAAUUUACCAUGUGCGUACAAGUCUUGGAUAUUA
This is a messenger RNA of Daucus carota subsp. sativus, 2604 nucleotides long. RefSeq names its product cationic amino acid transporter 1-like. Lineage: Eukaryota; Viridiplantae; Streptophyta; Magnoliopsida; Apiales; Apiaceae. Gene Ontology annotation, molecular function: L-glutamate transmembrane transporter activity; L-lysine transmembrane transporter activity. The transcript is spliced from 2 exons. Gene Ontology annotation, biological process: amino acid transport; transmembrane transport. Bases 663 to 2420 code for a protein of 585 amino acids. Gene Ontology annotation, cellular component: plasma membrane. The record is from RefSeq and is a predicted model, not a curated record.